AACAUUACUUUUUGGGUUUUUUGCUUUAAUUCAUGUGGUUGAUUAACCAUAUAAAGUUAAAAUAUUUGUAGGUCUUGCGGCAUUACGAGCAAAGUAAUUGGGUUCUCAUGCUAGAUGAGAAAAUUAGUUUUGUUCUAUCCAUCUGUUUUUUGAACUUCAACUCGCUGUCUUAUAAUUGUCGCAGCCGGACGAAUUUCAGAGGGUGGAUAAUUUUGUACGCUGUACAGACCUAAAGAUAACCAUACCGCUGGAAACCAAACGGUCUACCGGAAGCGGAACUGGACAACAUGGCAAGUGACUUCCAGUCAACCGUAUGCAUUUCAGGCGCAGUAUUGAUGUUGUUAUUUUCUCUUAUGGCAGUGGUACUGAAUAGUUGUCUUCUGAUUGUGUUGUACAAAGACCGAACUAAAUCACUCAAGUCAACAACUUUACUUUAUGUCACAAGCCUGGCUAUUCUGCAUCUGCUGUUUGGAAGCGUAGUCAGUACAGCGGCAGCAGAAAGCUACAUAACUUGCGCACAGGAUAUCGAAGAUACCGCUCACUCUAUGAGCGCUUUUUCAAGAAUAUCCUUCUCAUUGUUGAUCCGCACAGAAAACUAUGUUAUGCUCGCAUUUUCGGUGGAGAGACUGGGAAAUAUUUCUUAUCCAGUUUUCCAUCCUCGUGCAGAUAAAAUGAAAAAUACUCUGAUAGGUUUGGCAAGCAUUGUCGUCUACUCUGUGGGCUUUUCAAUUUUCGAGAUAGCUGCCGCUCAGCGGUGGAUACGAAAGUUAGAUUUACAUUUCAACGUGGUUAUUCCACUCGCCGCCACGAUUACAUUAACAGCACUGCUUUACAAAGCGUUGAGGAGAUUUAAUGGCCUAUAUGCGGAACAAGACCCCCGUGAUAGUUCCUCUGGAAAAAAAUCAAGAUGCAGAACAAGACUCAAAAAACAAAUACUCCUGUCGAGCGCGUUUAUAUUUGUGGUACUCCUUUUUGCCAUUUCUUUGUUGCCAAAUUGGAAUUUACUAUUGUACGAGGUUUACUGCUCAAAUUGUGCACAACAUGAUUGGUUUUUCGCAGCCUUUCGGUUGUGCGUCGCAUUCACCUUCCUUCGUACUGCACUGACGCCUUCCAUCUAUUACAUUCGUAUUCCUGAGUUUCGAAAAGGAGUCAAAAUGGUGUUUUGUGGAAUGUUCGAAGAGCAAUCAUUUAGGGUAAAACUUUUUAGUCGUGGUAAAAAUUCUUCUGGGAAAGUAACGGUGAUAUAUCUCUAAGCUGUGCAGGUCGCACAGCGUUAAAAUAAGCCU
Molecule: messenger RNA, 1286 nt
Organism: Pocillopora damicornis (cauliflower coral)
Lineage: Eukaryota; Metazoa; Cnidaria; Anthozoa; Scleractinia; Pocilloporidae
Biological process (GO): G protein-coupled receptor signaling pathway
Cellular component (GO): plasma membrane
Molecular function (GO): G protein-coupled receptor activity
Source: RefSeq, a predicted model, not a curated record